AGGGAUCUAAUUAAUUGGAUCGAAGAAACCCUAGCUAGGUUAAUUAAGGUCUAUAAUGGGGAGGGGAAAGAUAGUGAUAGAGAGGAUAGAUAACACCACGAGCCGGCAAGUGACGUUUUCGAAGAGGAGAAGCGGUCUUUUGAAGAAGGCUAAGGAGCUUUCGAUUCUUUGCGACGCCGAAGUUGGCCUUAUCAUCUUCUCCACCACCGGAAAACUCUACGAAUUUUCCGGUGACAAUCGCAGUAUGAAAUCAAUUAUCGACCGAUACACUAAAGCGAAAGAGGAGCACCAUAAGCUACUUAAUCCCGGUUCCGAGAUCAUGUUUUGGAAAAGGGAAGCAGCAAAUUUAAGGCAGCAGUUGCUGGAUUUGCAAGAAAAUCAUCGGAAAUUGAUGGGAGAAGAACUUUGUGGGAUGAGUGUCGACGAUCUGCAAAGAUUAGAAAACCAGCUCGAAACGAGCUUGGGUGGCGUGCGAAUGAAAAAGGAACAAAUAUUAACAGAAAAGAUUCAAGAGCUAAAGCGGAAGGGGAAUCUCAUGCAUCAAGAAAAUGUUGAGCUAUAUAAGAAGGUAAAAUUCAUGGAAGAAGAAAACACGGAAUUGUAUCGAAAGGCUUACGGAGCAAGGGAAAUUUUUGUACCUAAUAAUGGAAGUGGCUUUCUUUCGUUCGGUUUAACGAUUAACGAUGGGCCGAUUCAGCUUCAGCUAAGCCAGCCUGCACAACCAGAUAAUAUUGAAACGCCAACAAGAACAACCGAAUCAAGAUUGCUCAAAAAAAACGUGGAAAAUGCAAACGGAAUCCAAUCACGAAAACAAGCAGAAAUGCUUCAACUGCACCGUGUAUAG
Erythranthe guttata (spotted monkey flower) is the source of this 844-nucleotide messenger RNA. RefSeq names its product MADS-box transcription factor 23. The record is from RefSeq and is a predicted model, not a curated record. Gene Ontology annotation, molecular function: RNA polymerase II transcription regulatory region sequence-specific DNA binding; protein dimerization activity; DNA-binding transcription factor activity. Gene Ontology annotation, biological process: positive regulation of transcription by RNA polymerase II. Gene Ontology annotation, cellular component: nucleus. Lineage: Eukaryota; Viridiplantae; Streptophyta; Magnoliopsida; Lamiales; Phrymaceae.